AUGGAUGCAGUAUUGAAUGGCGCAAUAGCUGGAGCAACAACAGUUCUUAUUACAAAUCCUUUUGAUUUAGCAAAAACUAGAUUACAAGCAUAAGGAGAGCUUGUUGCUGAAGGUCAUUAUAAAAGAGCUUAUUCUGGAGUAAUAAAUACAUUAAUGAAAACAUCAUAAUCAGAGGGAGUGUUAGCAGUUUAAAAAGGACUAUAAGCUGCUAUAGUAUUUUAAAUUAUAAUGAAUGGAUUGAGAUUUGGCAGUUAUGAGAUUGUAAAGGAUAUUGCUAAUGAAUAAUUCCAUUUAUAUAAUUCUCAUGGAUAUAUAAAGGUUUUAUCAAAUAUUGGAAUAUCAGCAGGAGUUGGUUGUUUUAGUGCGUAAUUAAUCUAAUAUUUUCAUUAAGUUUUGUGUCAAGUCCAUUUAAUAUGAUUAAAACAAGACUAAUGCUUUAAACAAAAGAUUUGCCAUGUGGAAAUAGAUAUCAUUAUUCAGGGCUUAUCGAUGCAAUAUCUUAAAUUUUUAAAUAGGAAGGGUAAAUUUAAUAGAUGAGUUUAAUAGAUUAAAAGGAUUGUAUGCUGGAUCAUCAAUUAUGGCACUCAGAACUGGAUUAGGAUCUGCAAUCUAAUUACCUGUUUUUGAUUUUACUAAAGAACAUGGAAAGUAAUGGAUCAAAAACUAAACUGAAUUAAAUAUGUUUGCUAGUGCAAAUGCAACUUUAUGGUUAUGUUUAUUGACUUGCCCUGUUGAAGUAGCUUUGACGAGAUAUUUUAAUUAAUAAUUUGAUAAAGUAAUAAUUUUAAAUUUAUUUAAUUAGUGUGGAAAUCCAACUGUUUAUUAAGGUUGUUUGCAUGCCAUUAAAAUAAUAUUUCAAUCAGAAGGCUUUUUAGGUUUGUACAAAGGAUUAGGAGGUUUAUUCUUUAGAUCUGGUCCUCAAUCAUUUAUCUCAUUAUUAAUUGUUAAUCAAUUAAAUAGUCUAAGAAAUUAAAAAAAAUAAUGAAUAAUAUCUUAUCUUAUAUAAAAUUGGCU
Molecule: messenger RNA, 1014 nt
Organism: Paramecium sonneborni
Lineage: Eukaryota; Ciliophora; Oligohymenophorea; Peniculida; Parameciidae
Source: the annotation of a GenBank genome assembly